CCUAAUGCCACUGCAUGACAGCACAUUAUUUAUAUGAAUGCCCCAACGCACAGACGUAUGGACUGCUUCAUAUGAGACCGUCGAGGACUGUUGACAGACUAGUAGCCUACAAACCGAAUAGAGUCAAUAGAAUAUAAAUGUCCCCGCGCUGAACUGACAUCUGAACACGGUGGUGUCAUGGCUAGCGCCAUCCAAGAGCGCGCGGACACCGAAAAGGACUCACCGAAAGAGAACAAACCGGAGAAUCACACUCGCUCCCUGAGCUCGCCACCUUCACCGCAGACAACGUGCACACAGCAGGGAAUGGAUGGAAUAAAAGUAUACAUGCAAGAGCGGGAACUGUGGGAUAAAUUCCACGAGGUUGGAACGGAGAUGAUCAUCACUAAGGCGGGAAGGCGGAUGUUCCCCUGCUACAAGGUGAAGGUGACGGGCCUCAACCCUAAAAGCAAGUACAUUCUCCUCAUGGAUAUCGUGCCAGCAGAUGACCACCGCUACAAGUUCGCUGAUAAUAAAUGGUCUGUUUCGGGGAAGGCGGAGCCGGCCAUGCCAGGGAGGUUGUACGUCCACCCUGACUCUCCAGCCACUGGGAGCCACUGGGCACGCCAGCUUGUCUCCUUCCAGAAACUCAAACUCACUAACAACCACCUGGACCCCUUUGGACACAUUAUAUUAAACUCAAUGCAUAAAUACCAACCCCGCCUCCACAUCGUCAAAGCAGAUGAACACAAUGGGUUUGGUUCCAAGAACACAGCCUUCUGCACGCACAUGUUCUCAGAGACCUCAUUCAUCGCCGUGACAUCAUACCAGAACCACAAGAUCACCCAGCUGAAGAUAGAGAACAACCCGUUCGCUAAGGGCUUCAGAGGCAGUGAUGACAUGGAGCUGCACCGCAUGGCUAAGAUACAGGGUAAGGAGUAUCCGGUGGUUCCUCGUAGCUCAGUGCGUCAGAGGGUGUGUCCUAGUGUGAGUCCGUUUGGGGGGGAAGCGAGGGGGUUGGGUUCACACCCCUAUUCCUGUGAGAAUGGGGUGAGCAGCACCACCCAGGAUCUCCUCACCCUCCCUCCAGUCCCCUACACCCUCCCCCAACCAGACCCACACAAACACAUGCAGGUGUACCACUGCAACAAGAGGAAAGGUCAGAGGCGGGGCAGCGGCAGGCGUGUAUGUUUGCUGGAUCUGAGCCCAGAGUGGAUGACCUCAGCUGUACAUCCUGGUCCUACAGCUGCCCUUUGACUCCUGCUAUGACCCCCAUGACCCCUACUGACCCCUACAUGACCUUCCCCCACCAGCCCUACUCCUCCAGUCCCCGGGGCUCUCAGCUGAGCUCAGUAGC
Molecule: messenger RNA, 1333 nt
Organism: Oncorhynchus nerka (sockeye salmon)
Lineage: Eukaryota; Metazoa; Chordata; Actinopteri; Salmoniformes; Salmonidae
Product: T-box transcription factor TBX5-like
Exons: 9
Coding region: 178-1233 (351 amino acids)
Biological process (GO): cell fate specification; regulation of transcription by RNA polymerase II; cardiac left ventricle formation
Cellular component (GO): nucleus
Molecular function (GO): DNA-binding transcription factor activity, RNA polymerase II-specific; RNA polymerase II cis-regulatory region sequence-specific DNA binding
Source: RefSeq, a predicted model, not a curated record